This is a messenger RNA of Ostrinia nubilalis (European corn borer), 7151 nucleotides long. RefSeq names its product irregular chiasm C-roughest protein (gene rst). The coding region runs from base 414 to 3104 and encodes 896 amino acids. Gene Ontology annotation, biological process: cell-cell adhesion. Gene Ontology annotation, cellular component: cell-cell junction; plasma membrane. NCBI's taxonomy places the organism in Eukaryota, Metazoa, Arthropoda, Insecta, Lepidoptera, Crambidae. The record is from RefSeq and is a predicted model, not a curated record. The transcript has 22 exons. Gene Ontology annotation, molecular function: cell adhesion molecule binding.
AGCAAGAGCGCACGGUAGUGCUUGACGCUUCGCCCAUUUUUCGCGGCAUUUUGCCCCCAACCGCGGCAAAAACAAACAAAAAAAAACGCAUCACGUGUUUUCCCCAGUGUUUUUUUUUAGUGACGUGUCUAAGAACCAGGAUUAUUGUGAAAUUUUCUGUGCUGCCAGCAUUUUUGUGCCGGAUUUUUUUGUGGUUCGCGCUUUGAAGGAAAGAAAAAUAAAUCAAGCAGCGCCCUCUAUAACUCAUCUGCACUAAAAAUAAGAUGGCGCCAACGUUCCGUGUUAACCCUGAAAUAGCAUCGGACGGUCUAUCCAGCGGGGGGAGCUGAAUAUCCGGACAAAAUGUGAAUGUUAAAAAUAGUCCGGAUAUCCUUGUUAUGUUAUACAUUUAGUGUAGCGGGAAUAGUGAAAGCAUGAGGGACUUGCGGUUAAAAGUGACGAGUAGGGGUGUUAAACCAUUAUUUCUGCUGCUACGGACCCAUAGUGCGUUUUUUAGUGUGCUAGUGUUAGUUGGUGUUGUUGAACAGUGUGGUGGUUAUCAUGAACAGAAGUUUGCUAUGGAGCCGCAGGAUCAGACGGCGGUAGUAGGAUCAAGGGUGACGUUGCCCUGCCGGGUGGAGAACAAGGCAGGUCAGCUGCAGUGGACAAAAGACGACUUCGGACUUGGUCUACACAGGGAGCUUAGUGGCUACGACCGGUACAAGAUGAUCGGGAGUGAUGAAGAAGGGGAUUAUUCCUUGGACAUCAGAGAUGUAACACUGGAGGACGACGCCAAGUACCAGUGCCAAGUCAGCUCCGGGAGCAGAGGAGAACCGGCGAUUAGGUCGCGAUACGCGCGCCUCACCGUGUUGGUGCCCCCCGAACCGCCAAAAAUUCUGGAAGGCAAUUUCUACUCUACAAUCGAAGACAGAAGCAUCAAAUUGGAAUGCAUCUCCGUGGGCGGGAAACCCCCGGCUGAGAUCACGUGGGUGGACAGCAACGCUGGUGUUUUGACGCAAGGCGUGACGUAUACUGUGGAACCUUUGUCGGAUGGUCAGAGGUUUACUGCAAGAUCCAUCAUCAAAAUGACGCCAAAGAAAGAGCACCACAACCAGACCUUUACGUGUCAAGCACAGAACACAGCUGACAGGGCGUACCGAGCGGCCAGCAUACAGAUUGAGGUCAAAUACGCGCCGAAGGUGAAAAUAUUCAUAAAGAACAAAAAGAACGGAAAAAUUCCUGAAGGCAGCGACGUCACUAUUGCAUGCAGAGCUGACGCCAACCCAUCCAACCUCACCUUCAAGUGGUAUCUGAACGACGACGCCAUCGUUGGAAAUACGACUGAAAUUAAAAUCUACAAUAUUACAAGAAAAUACAGCGACGCCAUAGUAAAAUGCCAAGUCUUCAACGAUGUGGGGAAAACUGAGGAGUCUGAAACGUUAGAAAUAACAUAUGCACCAUCAUUCCGAAACAGGCCGAGGGACGUGGAAGCAGAAAUAGGCACCCCCAUCACUCUCAGCUGUGACGUGGAUGGACAUCCCACUCCUGAGAUUAACUGGCUCCAUCAUGAAGAAGACCAGAUGAUUCGCGUCGGCAAGACUCCCAACCUGACCCUAAGCGUAGACACACACACUGCAGGCAGAUACGUGUGCAAAGCUAGUAUAGAAGGCUUCACGGAGGUGGAGGCGGAGGCGUCUGUGUUUAUAAAAGGUCCACCAAAGAUCCUGUCCAACCAGACCCAGUAUGGGUCCCAAGGGGACACCGUGAACAUCGAGUGCGCAGCGUUUGCUGUCCCCAGGAUCGACACCAUCGUGUGGACUUUUGAUGGAAAGGAGAUUGAUGCUAUACAUGAUCAGGACUAUGCAUUCCUCGAGGAUCUCCAGCCUGGAGGCGUAGUCAACUCCACCCUGAUCAUCAGAGAGAGCCAGUCCAAGCACUUCGGAGUUUACAAGUGCAACGUGUCCAAUGAAUAUGGUAGCGAUACCUUGGAGAUCGUGUUGAAACCUAACAAAACGUUCCCGCUCCUGCUAAUCCUAUUCGGGGUGACCUCAGGGACGAUCCUGGUCGCCUCUGUGAUAAUGCUGGUGAUACUCUGCCAACGAAAGCAGAGAAAGAGCAAGCAGACCCAGAUGACAGAGAAGCCAGACGUGACAGUGACAGCUGAGGAGCUAUUCAAGGAGAAUGACAGGAAUUCGAACAUAAGCGACUUGAAACUGGAGCUGAGGCAAGCCAAUGGGAGCUGCGAGAUCGACUACUCAAACACCGGCUCAGACAGCACGCUAUGUUCAAACGCCAAACUCGGCAGUGGCGUAGCGUUAGCGGGUGCGGUUCAACUGUCGUCGAUCAAUCAAAAUAGCACCUACCAGCCAUACAGAUACAGUAACGAUUACAAUGACCCGGCGUACGCGGACUGCUACAAGGUCAACGGUUUCGGCAAUGGUUACCAGACGUAUGUGCAUUAUGGGCACGACUAUACUCCCGGCUCUUUGAGGGUACAGUCGCCUACGAUUGGCAGUGACAAACUGACGCCUAAUAGGUCAGUAAACGGCAGCCUGCCAAGAAGUGUAGACACGUCAUCUACCGUCCAGUUCAACCCUGGCAACGGGUCUCAGAACAACUCCUUGCAGCGCACCAAGCGGCAGGACAGCAGCAACGCGCUGAACAACCUUGGGCUACCUUCUGGAGAUGUGAAUCGGAUGCCCAACGGUGGGAUAAUCCACGGGGUGGACGUGCGAUACGCAGCCACAUACGGCAACCCCCACUUGAGAACGGGAGGAGGUAUGGGCUUCGCGAACACUGUUAACACCGCGAAGCCUGCGUCCACCCCAGCUCCCCCUCCGUAUUCGUCGGUUAGGACGUCUGUGGUGUUGCCUUCAGGCAACUCGUCGCAUUCAAUAACGUCGCCGACGUCGUUGGCAUCGCCUCAGUGUACGACGAGCCCUAUCACGACGUCCACAAUGUCGACUGACAGCACACAAGCGGCGGUAACGGUGGCCACGACUUCUGGUACGCCGCAGUCGCCUAGCGCACACUACAUACUAGCGCCUUCAAAUAGGACUAUCACCAAUGCGACUAUUACUAAAAAAGGUAAUGGCCAUCCCCAACCAUUGGCCACACACGUAUAACCAACGUUUGACAUUGCACAGGACUUUGACAACGCGUUAAAAAGAAUUUAACAUAAAACUUUUAAGUGUUUGUGUAAAAUAAAAAAUAGUUUAAGGACGCCUGAUUGACAUAUGAUUCGGAAAGAGGGGUGUUCAUUUUCUAUAAAAAAAAUGUUACUGGAUUUUUAAACCAAAAGCUUAGAUGUUUUCGUAGUUAGUCAAAAUAAUAGUUGGUUUAGAAAAGAUUUUUUAUGCUUGUAAAAAAAAUCUGGAGCCUUGAAAGAUCUCUUUAUAAAAAAAUAACACUAAAAUGUUGAUUUAUACAAACAUGUUUCACUGUUUGCGUGGUUUUUUUUUUUUGCAUUUUUUAAAUAUUUUCAUUUGAGUUCUGGUCACUUUUUUAAGCAUUUUAUAAAAAAAAUCUUUUAUAACUUGAAUGUAAAUGACUGUUGCUAAUGUAUUAGUAUUGCUUAGUAAGUAAAAAUAAAUUGUAGGGUUUGAAUUGUCCGUAUUAGCUAUUUAUACAACUGAUUGAUUCCUACAUAAUAUUAUUAUCUUCAAGGUAAAAUGUUGCGUGUAAAAGAAACGCCCGAUUUUGUUUCGUUGGAAAAUGAACUUGACAUUUUGACUGGUUAUAGGGAAGUGAGUACAGUCGGCCGUAAAAAUGAGCCUAAAACGUAACUUUGGUGACUAUAAUACAUUGUUAAUAAAUCUUAGUUUCUUAUGAUUCUAUGAAUACCCAUUUGCAAGUGUUAAUGAUAUUGUUUUGGAAACAGAAUCUAAACUUUUUUCCUUUGGAAAAUUAUGAAAAAAAUAGAAUUUAAGUAGGUCUCCUAAAAGAAAAAAUAGGUAGUUAAAAUUUUAAAAUCGGUGAAUAACUCAUUUGGCCUAAUAAGCGAUUUCCUGUGGUAUGACGUAAAUGUUAUACAUUGUAUAAAAAAUUAUGAUUAUAAUCUACGUUAUUGUUUGCUGCUGUACAAGACUUCAUGGUAGGUAAUAAGAUAUUUAAUGGGUAUGAAAUGUAAUUUGAUAGCCUCUUUUAUGUCAAUUCUAUCCACAAUACGAAUAUUUUGUGUAACGCAAUGAAUUUCGUCAAUUUUCAAUACUUUGACUGACUUGUUGAAGUUUUCGUGUAAAUAAAAACAUAUUUAUAAGCCAUAAUGAUUAAAAUCAUCUUAAUAUAUUUAAAACUCUCAUUUAAGAAUUUCCUUGAUUUUGAGACAAAUAAUGUAAUUUCUCUUAAUCAUCAUCUCGUUUUUCUCUUUAUUUUUAAGACUUUUUGAGAGAAAAAAAGUGUGCUUACUCUUUUUACUAGACAUCAAAAAAAGAAAAGAUGUUUUCAAUUCGUCUGUAUGUUUUUUUUGUAUGUUCUAUUUAUCGUCGUGCCAUUUUUUCAGAGUGCUAGUGCAAGGCCCUCAAAAGGUCCUGCUCGAAACAACAGCAAUUAAAAAAAAAAAAACUUUACUCAAACUAUUAACCUCUUAAAUUCCGUAAUAAAACUUUUUUAGCACAGGAAUAUUUUAAAAGUGAAAUUUUAUGAAAAUAUCGAGUGCACUUCGUUAUUUAUGAAUAAACUAAACUACCCUCUUCCUUUGGCUAGUAAACUUAAUUGGACAUUGAUGGAACACUAUUUUUACCGAGUUAAAAACUUAAUUUUCUAUAUUGAAGAAAAUGCAAGAUGCUUACUUGCAAAACAUAGUUACUGUUAUUAUCUAGUUUGUGUUUUUAAUAUAUUUAAGAUUUUUAAUUUCAUCAUUUAAGACGAAAUGAAAAAAAUAGUAUUCCUUGCGAAAAAUAUCAUCCAGCACAAAAAGUAUAAGUUAUUUUUCGUUUGAUAACAUUAUUAUCUAUCGGGUAAAUAAAUUUUAUUCGGUUUUUAUUUGUUGUGAACUAAAUUCCCAUCGAAAAUAAUAAUAAUAUAAAUAAUAUUACAACCCCUUGUAGAAUACACAAUAAGCUUUAAUUUACGAAAUGUGCCAUUUUCAUGUCUCAAACAUAUCUGUCUACAUUAAAUAUAAUAAAAAAUAGAUAUAACUUCAUUAUAUUAUUAUUACUAAAAACUUUUAUUAUUCAUAGCACUGAUCUUCCAUUUAGUUACUGUUAGUGCAAUUCGAAAAUUAUUUUAAAAAUUAUCAGAUUUUUAUUUAGAUAAAAUAAAUUUAUAUUUACAGCUUGUAAUGUAUGCUCAAACUUUAAAUGAAAAAAGUAAAAAUUUCGAUCUAAGACUGAUUAGACUAACCUACUCAUGAGUUUGGAUUCGGAUUUCAAUUGUGUGGUUUUAAAAUUGUCUCAAAGGUCUAGAUCCAAUUCCAAUUUAAGACAUCAUCAUCAUCAUCUCAGCCAUAAGAAGUCCACUGCUGAAAAUAGGCCUCCCCCAAUGCUUGUCCUUUACAAUUGAAAGUUGCAGACUUCAUUGUCCAAAAAAUGGUUUCAUACUUUAAAGAUUUAAAAAAAUAUUAUUCUGUACCUUAGGGGGUUAACAUGUUAACAAAGUUAUCAUUUGGGCCAUGUAAAAAAAAUGUCAGACGCCUUUGGUGGCAAAUGAAGUAUCUCUAGCUGGACUGUGACUCAGUUAAAACAACCCACACGAAAAAAGAACAAAAAAAUUACAGUGUUACCCACGCAAAACCUAAAGAGAAAACGUAAUACAAUUGCGACACAUUAAGGCAAUUACUUAUUGAUAAAUGAACUGUAAGUUUGAUUAGCUUAAAAUAAAUGUGGAAAAAUAAUAUUUUCAUCACAAAAGUGUGUCAAUAGGACUGUUUUUAAUCCAUUAAGUAAAUAUUCACUACUAAUAUUUUUUAAUGGAUUGAAAAACAGUCCAACAGUCCUAUAUCAGUGGGCGUAAAAGUCAAUAAACAAACGUGGUCUCUAAUAAUAGAAUCACUGUUUCAUUAUUAAAGGGCCCAAACCUUGAUUGUAUUGAUCAUUUGGAACACGUGGCAUUGUCGUGCCGUUAACCCUUUACAAGGUAGUUCACAGUACCAGUACAAUAUCAAUGCCUUGGGCAUAUUGUACCAUGUAAAGUACUGCUUAUUUUGGAACUUUUAUUUAGGUAUGUGGUGACAAUGAAAAAAUUGUACUUGCCUGUUAAAGGUUAAAAACACAAUAACCCCGCAUUUACCUACACUGUUACAUAAUAAUCUUCGCUUAAAAUUUAAUAAAUAAAACAGUUUAAUAUUUUUUUAUAAUUAAAUUCCUAAAUGCUUUUAUAAUUCAUGGGAUUUGGUGAUAUAUGACUUUUUAAUUCAAUUUUAAAACCACACUAUCAAUUUGUUUCACUUUAUCGAUCUUUUGCUGUUUUGGUAUUCUGUAACUACUAAAAUUAGUUUAGUCUAAUUAACUAUGAAAUAUAGUCGCUUAGAAAUUCAUCAUCCGUCUUUUUAGAUAAAAAAAAAACGCGAAAUCUUUCUCUAUUUUCUAACAUCCUUUGGUUUAUCGAUGCGACCGUGACGACACGUGUUUUGACGUAAGGUUUCCUUAAAUUAUCGUCUUUUGACUGCAAUGUUACGUUGCUCUCGCGUAGCUAUCACGUCGCUCUCGCGUCGCGUCACAGUCACGUCAUCCGACCAAGGCUUAAGAAACUGACUGUAUAUUUUUUAUCUAGCUCUUCAUGUCAAUUAAGAAUAAACCAUAUCAACAUUGGUUUCUUGAUUUUUGUAAUUAAUUUCAUAGAAACGAACGAAAGAUUUCGAGUUAUAUUCAUUAGUAUAAAAAUACGACUGCUUAUACAUUUCAAUAUCAUUAUACUUUACGCACACGCGUUUCUGUGUAGAGAUGUGUAAGAACUAUCUCCUAAUGUAUAAAAUUAUUAAUGCUAGGUAUAUAAUUAUUUUUUCUGUGAUACAUAGAUUAAAGUGUUUUUGUAAAUAUUAAUUGCUACUAUUGAAAUUGUUAAUAAUGUAUGAUAUAAAUAUGUAAAGCUUUUAAAAUUGUGAAUUUAGUAUUAGUUGGAAAAAGGUUUGUGGUGUGAGAGAUAGCGGUGCGAUUCGUAUGCAACUCUAAAAUGUAAAUUAGUUAAAUUGUACAAAAUACUUUUCUAAAUAAAACGAAACUUUGGCCUAUGUA